Messenger RNA from Pelagomonas calceolata, 3277 nucleotides. Lineage: Eukaryota; Pelagophyceae; Pelagomonadales; Pelagomonadaceae. The record is from the annotation of a GenBank genome assembly.
AUGCCUCCGCCCCCGGCCCGGACGCCCGCGGCAGCCGCCCUGCCGCGGCGCGGCGUGCGGCAGCCGCCCGCGGUUACACCGGAUGUGACCACCGAGCCGCCGAGCCGGGGUACUCCGCCGCCGUCGCCGGCCGCGACGCCUGCUGCAUCUACGGACGCGCUGCCGCCGCCGCCCGCAUUGACGUCCGCACCGGCGCCGCGCGGCGUCAAGCGCCCGCGCGCGGCCGACGCGUCGAACGGUCGCAAGCGCCCUCGCGCCGUGACGCCCCGCGAUCGCUUCGUGGGAUCGCGGCUCGACGACGCCGGCGAGGCCUACCGCGCGCACACCGCGCUCGCGCUCGCGCCGAAGACCGGUGCCCAGCCGGUGCUGAACGCGUCGCUACGCAGCUCGUUGCUGCCGCGGCGGACGGGUACGCGGUUCCUGUCCUUUGGAUCCGACCGAGCGGCGGCGCCCGAGACCGACUCUGCGGCUGCGGAACGGACGCUGGCCGUGGCGCGCUCUGCGACGUCCACGACGGCGACCCGCUGGCAGGGCAUGAGAUUCGAGCGGUGCCUGGACAUACCCGAUGUCCGCGACGACUUCUAUUCCCAGCUGGUGGACUGGUCAUCGCGCGGCGAUCGCCUGGCCGUGGCACUGGGAACGUCUAUGUACGUGACAAAUGCCAUAGCCCCUGGACGUGGCCUCCAAACAGAAGUCUGGGAAUAUCCGUCGAGCAUCGACGUCGCGUCGGUCGCGUGGGCGCCCGGGUCCAACCACGUCGCGGUGGGCUACACCGAUGGGUUAAUAAACAUCGUCGACGUGGCGACCGGCGUGGAAGUACGAAAAUUCGAAUUUGACCACAACGAACACGUGGGGGCUCUCCACUGGAACCCGCUUACUCGAUGCCUGACGAGCGGGUCGCGGGACAAGUGUAUUUGCGAUUUCGAUGUGCGGGCACCCUCGGCCACCACGACCUAUCGCCUGGGGCACGACGGCGAGGUGUGCGGGCUGCGGUGGCGCGACGACGGUAACCUUUUGGCGUCCGGUGGUAAUGAUAAUGCGCUCCUCAUCUGGGACCUGCGCCGCGCGACGUCGCCGUGCCACGCGAUGCCCCGCGGGCACCGCGCCGCGGUCAAGGCGCUCGCCUGGUCUCCGACGCGGCGCGACGUGCUGGCCUCGGGCGGUGGUACGGCUUGCAAGCGGAUCCGAUUGUGGAAUUCCGUUAGCGGUGCGUCGCUGGCGUCAUGCCACGCGGGCGGUCAGGUGACGGGCCUGGCGUGGGGACCGCAGGGCACCCCCGAGCUCGUUGCGUCGACCGGAUUCGAUCAGCCCGGUAUCCGCGCCUACAGCUGGUCGAUGGCUGUAGGCGGCCGCCUCGACUGCGUUGCGACUUUGGGGCGGCCGGCCAUACCGCGUACCCAGAUCGGCGAACGUUGGUUGGGGCUCGUGGCGUCACCCGACCGCACGCGGGUCGCCGCGACGUGUAUGGGCGAGACCAUUCUCAUCUGGAAACUCUUCGACACGCCGUCCAGAAGGAAGGGCGCUUUUGCGAAUCUGCGUCGCGAUGUUCGGCGCUGGGACGGCGUCUUCGGCGGCGGGCCGGGCCAAGUCCUUCGAUAGGUGUAAUGUGUGAAAGAAGUAUCAACAACACUAGCUUAGUCCGACGGCGGAGGCGGCGGCGUCGCGUCGACGACGCUGAUCGACGCGUUCCGCUGCGCGCGCAAUGCCGGCCUCGCCGCGCGACUGCUCGAGGUCAAAGGAGACCUUCCGUCUCAGGACGAGCUCUUCGGCCGGCUCGAUGUAGAGUCGCGGGCUACCGCCGAGUUGGGCGCGGAGACCAUGCGGGACGGCAUCCACACGUGGCUCGGCUCGCACCCGCAGGUCGUCCUGCUGGACAAGGACAACAAGCCCUUCUCGUGCGAAGAUCCAAAAGCGGCCGUCGCCGAGAUCCUCGCCAUGCCCAAGUCGGGGGCGUUGGCGUUUUCGAGUUACAACGGCUCGGAGGAGCUCUACAAGGACUGGGCGAGGCAAGCGCGCGGCCGAGUCUUCGAAACACGUCGCCGUCGCCUUCGGAGCGCUCGUGAGAGAGAUCCGCCGCCCGUGGUUCGUUUCGCGCCUGAGAGUAAGUUCGCUUCGCUUUUCCCUGAAGUUGACCUUGAACUUCAACAUGCAGGCCAGAAGAAGCUACGGCGGCGGCCACUUCGGCCACCGCUCCCUCGCAGGAAGCUUCAAGGACCACAUCAACAAGACCUACGGCUACAAGGGCAUGUUCUUGGACAUGGCCGUGAACGCGUACGGCGACCGGCUCUCCUUGAAGACCCUCGGGCAGCUCGUCGACGCCAAGUUCUUCCAGACCGACCACAUCCUCAGCACGCUCUGCGACGACCCCGAGAACUUUUUCCUCAUGCCCGCGCCCCUCAACGUCCGCUUCAACAUCCAAUCCUACCAGGAUUUCAAGCGGACGUUCUGCGGCCCCGGCUGGGCCGCAGCCGUCUUUUUCGUUGAGAAGGCGAUCGCGCUGCAGCGCCAGUACGGCAACUACUAACUUUCUAAGCAUUAUUGGUCUCUCACAUGUAACCCGGGGCGCGCGGCGCAUUUGCUCGAGCUCCGCCCAGUAAAAAUGCGCACGACGCGCGGCGUUCGCGCCCGAGGAUGCCGAGCCGCAAUCAGAGCACCGCUGUGGCCUGUUAGCUGUGACGCUGGCGGUCGACUACAAGUAGGAGGCCGUCAGGUGGCGCUCGACUUGCUGGUCGAGCUGGAGAUAGUGAAAGCGAGAGAUCGCGUCAACUCGCCUAGGCGCAGCCCAACGGACGAGGCCCGGAGGUACUGGCGACGCGUGCGGCCGCCGUAUUGGUGCGGUCGCGGCCGCAGCGCCCGUUCUCCCGUCGUCGCGUUCCCGAGACGCGGCCAAACGCUCGAUGAGGUGCGCGGAGCCCUUUUGCCUUGGUGGCGGCGCACGCACGGCGACGCCGUCACGCAGUCAACGUGCUGCUCUGCGGUGCGCCCGGCGGCCAUCAGCAUUCUCGUUCCUCGCUGCUUACCGGCUCUCGAUGGUCACUGUUAAUGGCGCGCGCCACUGGUUGAUAGCGUCUGUGGCCGUGCCGCACCGAUCGUCCGUCAGUAGCGCUGCGGCAAGAGGCUGCAACAGCAGCCCUGCCGUCCAGCACAGCUCUUUUUGUGGCAGGUUAUUUGUGUAAAUGAGGGCGUCAAAGCGAGUAGUUGGUAUGUGAGCGACGUCAGCGCGAACUUUCGCUGCUCCAAUCGACCGCUAAGGGCACGGAGGACGCCACGAUCGAAU